This is a messenger RNA of Miscanthus lutarioriparius, 2751 nucleotides long. Lineage: Eukaryota; Viridiplantae; Streptophyta; Magnoliopsida; Poales; Poaceae. The record is from the annotation of a GenBank genome assembly.
AUGGUUCUGCCUCAUCGAACCGCGGAACUGCUGGAGGCUGAUGAAGCCCAAAGCUUCGUGCAUAAGCUUCAGCUCAGUGUCUCGAAGGGCCUUCCUCAUGCUGUGCCAGUGCCAGGCUUGAGAACAGAAGAACAUGAGCUGGUUAAGGCUGUUUUCCAGGUGCUGCAAGGCUUCGAGACGUCCUGGCUUUAUUGGGACAGUAACAUGCUUCGGUACCGUGAGAAAGCGGGUAUAUAUGUGACUCAUUUGUCACUGACAGGCCUCAGGUCGUUGUUGAGUCCAUUCCUGUUCACGGCAACAUGCUUAAAGCAAGUGGAGCUUUUUGUUGGGAAGGUUAGGACUCGCCGUCACAAGAUUCCUACGUUGGAUGUGUUCGCUAGCUCGGUUGAUUCUUGGCUUAAGAGGCUCCGCGAAGCAGCUCUGAAGGAGGAAGAGAAGCUAUUUGUUUCAGACAACAGGACUAUAACUCUACUGGGGUUAACUGAUUCAUUGUCAAGUUUACGUUCUGGAGCAGAACAUUUGUCUCAAGUUUUGCAUAGAGCUGUGCCAGAUGGCUUUUGGGAUUCUGGUGCACACGUGGCAUCUAGUGAAGUUGCAGUUCAUAUUCUUGACCAUCUCUUCAAGAAGUUAAAUGAAGUAUGUCUUCUGGAAGACGGCGAGGGUGAGCCAUUUCAUAUGCUGCUAGUGAUAUUUACUGGAAGCUUGUUACCUUAUCUUCAGUGUCUAGAUUCCUGGAUAUAUGAUGGUAUCCUUGAUGACCCUUGUGAAGAGAUGUUCUUUUAUGCAAAUAAUGCGGUUACAAUAGAUCAGCCGGCAUUCUGGGAAAUGAGCUAUAUGCUCAGAGUAAGAGGUUCCAGAGUUGACAGUUCAACAACUUUAACUGAUAGCAAAUCUAUCAAGAAAAAGGAAUCAAGCAACCAGGAAUCUAAUACUGCAGGAGCUUGCUUGAAAGUGAACAAUCAAGGUUGUGUGGAUAUAUUAUGCCCGGUAUUCUUGAAGGAUAUUGCAAGGGCCAUUGUAUCUGCUGGAAAAUCCUUUCAACUUGUCCAACACGUUCAAGACGUACAUCAGAUUCAAACUACAAAAAGUGGUCAACAGAAAUUCUGGCCAGAUAUGUCAAGUUUAAGAAUCCACGAUGAUCGUCCAAGAAAUAAAGAUGCUCUUGAAGUAUCCACAAGUCAGUUUGGAAAUGAUUCUCGUGAAAUGGGACUCCUAACCUUGUCUGAAAUUUUCUUGAUAUGCCUAUCUGGUCUGUUAGAAAAUGGUGACCAUGUUUAUGAGUACUUAAGAACACUGCAUGCUGAUAGUGUUCCAAAUAACAAUGCUUUUAUGGAAAAUGGGAGUACUAGCAACUUGAAAGGAACAGAGGAUACAUGUGCAGGGAACAUCACUGAGAAGACUUGGUUAAAGCUCCUAAAGGAUGCUACAUCUGGAAGGCGAUGUGAUGGAACUAGCACUGAUUAUAAGUUUGGUUUCCAGUUCGAUGAUUUGGAAUAUGUCCGCCAAGUAGAUGACAGAAGGACCUUGGAGGACCUUUAUGCAUUUCCAACUCUUCUUCCUUGUGCAAAAGAAAAUGCGCUGCUGUCAGAAAUUUUACCUAUGCAGAAAGAUAGUGCACUAGCAUCAAGAGUUUUGAAGUUUAUUCAGAAUAUGAGUGUGAAAGAUCCUCUCCAGCCAGUGGGUAUCAUCCAAGAAUGCCUUUCCAAAUGCAUAAAUAGACAGGUCGAUCACAUAGGCAAUCAAAUCCUGUCCAAGCUAAUGGGCGAAUGGAGAUUAAUGGAUGAACUGUUUGUUUUACGUGCUAUUUAUUUGCUAGGAUCAGGUGACAUGCUCCAGCAGUUUCUGAUAACAAUUUUUGAUAAGCUUGAUAGAGGGAAUUCCUGGGAUGAUGACUUUGAGUUGAAUAAUUUGUUGCAGGAAUCCAUAAGAAACUCAGCUGACAAAAUGCUCCUGACAGCACCAGAUUCUUUGGUUGUUUCGUUAGCGAAACAUGACACACACAAUGGUGAGGAAGGUCCAUCAACUUCCAAAAAAGGUCGCGCACUUGGUUUUGGCAUUGAUGCCCUUGACAUGCUUAAUUUUACAUAUAAGGUGUCUUGGCCUCUUGAUCUAAUUGUUAAUACAGAGGCACUGAAGAAUUAUAAUCAGGUAAUGGGAUUCUUACUGAAGGUCAAGCGAGCAAAGUUCGUUUUGGAUGAAACCCAAAGUGGAUGUGGAAGAGGCAGGACUACGCAUAAUAUCAAACAACACCUAAUAGUGGCACAGAAGCUCCUCCAUUUUGUCGAUGCAUUUCAUCAGUAUGUCAUGGACCGAGUUUAUCAUAGUGCAUGGACUGAGCUUUGCGAUGGCAUGGCGUCUGCUACUACACUGGAUGAAGUCAUGGAAGUUCAUGAGGCAUAUCUCUCUUCUAUUCAACGACAAUGCUUUGUGGCCUCUGAUAAGUUGUGGGCUCUCAUCGCCAGUCGAGUUAAGACUAUUCUUGGAUUGGCACUGGACUUUCACAAUGUUGAACAAACUCUCAGUACUGGUGGGACAGCUUCAGCUGUGAGGGCACGAUGCGAGAUGGAAACCGACCGGAUUGAGAAGCAAUUUGAUGAGUGUGUCGUAUUUCUCCUGAGGAUCCUAUCUUUCAAGCUUAAUGUGGGCCAUUUUCCCCAUCUUGCCGAUCUAGUUACAAGAAUCAAUUACAAUCACUAUUUCAUGUCUGAUAAUGGGAGCUUCUCUGCUAUUCCUGGGUCCCGGACACGGUAG